Meloidogyne enterolobii is the source of this 447-nucleotide messenger RNA. NCBI's taxonomy places the organism in Eukaryota, Metazoa, Nematoda, Chromadorea, Rhabditida, Meloidogynidae. The record is from the annotation of a GenBank genome assembly.
CCUCUGCCAGGCCCUUCCCUAGAAAAAAUUUAUAGAAAAUUAUUUUAUUUCUCUAGUUAUUUAUUUAUUGACUGCCAAAUGGAAAUGAUUGGGUGUUUUGACGAGCUGUGUGUUAAGUUUACUGCAACUGGUCAUAAUCACGAAGGAAAUGCUAUUGAUGAAGCAUUGAUGGUGGCAUUACAUUUAUUUUAGAAAAUAUUUUCUAUUAGACAUAUUGUUGUUCCAAAAAUUAAUUCAAGGAAAAAAGCGGAAAAUUUUAGAAGUUGUGGUCAAAAGUAUGGAUGUAUGCUUCGUCUCUUCGUUGUUACAGGCAGUCUCAACUACAUCAAGGUUUCUCGUGGUCGUCAUCACGGACAUGCAGGGACGAACGACAGAGCGAUUCGAAAUGCAUUGCAUUUCAUUACAUCUGACAACAUCGCUGAUGGAAUUGGUGUUCCAGAAGAAUAG